GAGUGUGUAAAUGAGUACCUGUGUUGACAUAAUAAAUUAAAAUAUUCCCAGAAUAGUUCCUUGCGCCACAGGUAACUACGAUUAAGAAAUACUAAGUAAAUAGAGCAAUAUUGUAAUAAGAUUAGAUAGUUUAUUAAAUAACACUUGCAAAGGUAGAACAUAUCUUAUACUGCUUAAAUGAAAUGUCUAACGAAAAGAAAUCUAAUUGGGAUUCCAGUCAAUUGAGAAAAUACAAUCUCACUUUUACUGAAAUCCCUCGAUUCGAUUGUGAUGAUCCUAGAACGGAUGAACUGAUUUCGCAACAGAAACCUGUUGUUAUUUUAAACUCAAAUUUGGCCGCUUCAGCCCAAAAAUGGAACUUGGAAUAUUUAGAAACACACAUGGGAGAUGCAGAUUACACAGUAUACUUAUCAAGAAACCAUAAAUUUAAAUAUUUCGAUGAGAAAAAGGUACAGAAAUUAAAUGGCGAUAUUGGAAAGGGAAUUGAUUUUAUGCAACCAACAAAAAAAGUAGAUAUGAAAUUAUCCGAGUUUAUUAGAAGACUGAAAGAAUGGAAAAGAGGAGAUGAUAGGUUAUAUCUUCAACAAGGAUUAAAUAAUACGGUUGGUCCAGAAAUCGUAAGAGAUUUUGUAAAUUUUAAUUGGGAAUUUUGUAAUGGGAAACAAUCCAAACACAAUUGGGGACCUCUUACAUACAAUUUGCUUCUUAUCGGGAUGGAAGGAAAUGUUACACCUUGCCAUUAUGAUGAACAACAAAACUUGUUUGCUCAAAUUUACGGAUAUAAAAGAUGUAUAUUGUUCCCACCUAGCGAAUUUGAGUGUUUGUAUCCAUAUCCUGUUCAUCAUCCACAUGAUCGUCAAAGUAUGGUUGAUUUUGAUAAACCAGAUUAUAGUAAAUUUCCAAAAUUUAAAGAUGCGAAAGCUUAUGAAAGUGUUCUUGGUCCUGGUGAAGUUUUAUAUAUACCAGUGUAUUGGUGGCAUCAUAUAGAAUCGAUAAUGAGGGGUGGGCAUACUAUUACUGUAAAUUUUUGGUAUAAAGAUAGUCCAAAUGCAAAAAUAUCGUAUCCGUUAAAAGAUUUUCAAAAAGUGGCUAUAAUGCGAAAUAUCGAAAAAAUGUUGUUGGACGUUUUAAAAGAUCCUAAAGAAGUUGGUCCGUUAUUAAAAACUAUGGUUUUGGGGCGAUUUACGGAAUGAUAUGGUAUGGAAAAUAAAAAUUAAACCAAUUGAAUUAUUUAUUGCACACUUAAAAUAUCAGUAUUAUUAUUGACCAGUGUGCAUAUGAAUGAAUGGUAAUAUAAGAGACAAAGUGACUUAAAAAGGUAUUUUUAGGACAGCUAUUAAUGAUAAAUGGAUAGUUUUUCUUUUCAUUUUUUUUGCCAUUUUUAAUCCAAACUGGAUUUUUAAGUAAUUUUUUUUUCAAUAUAAAUGUUAUUCUUAAUUAGCUAAUUAAUUGGUUGUUUGCAAUUUAAAACUGUGAUUUUUAAAGUGUAUUAUUAUUUGAAAGAAUUCGUAAAGAAAAACCAAUUUGAGACUAUUCUUUUAAAAACAAUAUCUUAUUUGUAUUUGCUAAUAAUAAUAAUCUAUAUUUUUAUUUAUUUAUACGUAAUUAUAAAGGUAAAUUCCAAAAACGUA
Onthophagus taurus is the source of this 1631-nucleotide messenger RNA. Its product is annotated as hypoxia-inducible factor 1-alpha inhibitor. The record is from RefSeq and is a predicted model, not a curated record. Gene Ontology annotation, biological process: negative regulation of Notch signaling pathway. Gene Ontology annotation, cellular component: cytoplasm; nucleus. NCBI's taxonomy places the organism in Eukaryota, Metazoa, Arthropoda, Insecta, Coleoptera, Scarabaeidae. Gene Ontology annotation, molecular function: peptidyl-histidine dioxygenase activity; ankyrin repeat binding; [protein]-asparagine 3-dioxygenase activity.